AUAGUUUUAAACACGACAUCAUCAUAUUAAGAGGAAAUUAAAAAAAAAAAAAAAAAAGGAAAAAGGAAACCCAGCUCCUACAUCACUAAUAUUAACCUAGCAGCUACCUUUUCAUCUAAAAUAAAAAUAAACUCUAAAUCUCGAUCUUCCCUUCUUUUAUAAACUUCCAAUUUUAUUUUUAGCCCGCUGCACAGAAGAAAAACGAUAAGAUUCCCGUUUUUAUAUGUUAAAAUGAUAUAUAAAUACAAUCUUGUUUAAUUUUAUUUUCGAUCUCUGCAAUUUCGGCCCUGAUUGGAGAAAGAUCACAAAUCAUGUCGAAUUUGGGGUAAAUUCGGCGUUUGACAUUUGGGUGUGAAGGGGAAGAUAAUUGGAGUUAGGGAUUAAGGAAAGGUCGGUCAAACGUCCUUAGCCAGGUCUCCUGAGUUUCCCGUUUUCUUGUUGCUUCUUUCGAUUUCAAAAGAAGAUGCUGUAUUUGAAGCAGCCAAGCUCCAUUAUUUGCAAAGGAGGACCGAUUGUGGUUUGGCAAGAAUAAGGCAAAUUUCCGUAUUGAGGUAUGGAUUUUUCUCUCAACGUAAACCAAAGGUAAAUAGCGAGAAAGUUCCAUCGUUAGUGCAUGCUCUUCUGAUAAAUUCCCUGAGCCUGGGGCUCGGGGGGGAGAUCUGAACCUGAAAUUGAAAAAUAACAACGGUGAGGAAAAAGAAGGUUACCAUGGAAUCCUCCGCUGCAAAAUAUUGCUGCGAUAAUAUUGACAAUCAUGAGAGCUCCUCCCAAUCUCAAACUUCUACAUGUAUGCAGAAAUUCAGACUCUACGAAACUCGAUCGAACUUUUAUAUGAUUGGAAGGGAUAAGAGUAGAACUUAUUGGAGAGUGUUAAAGAUAGACCGGCUUGAUCCUUCCGAGCUGAACAUUCGGGAAGACUCUACCACGUAUACAGAGAGUGAAUGCUCUGAGCUGUUGAGGCGGAUACAUGAAGGAAAUAUAUCCACCGGUGGAUUGAGAUUCGUUACAAUUUGUUAUGGCAUUGUUGGGUUUAUUAAAUUUUUGGGGCCUUAUUAUAUGCUGCUUAUUACAAAAAGAAGGCAGAUUGGCUCAAUUCGCGGUCAUAACGUAUAUGCGGUUUCAAAGACUGAGAUGAUUCCUGUCCCAAAUGCAACUGUUAAUUCAAGCAUUGUUGACUCUAAGGAUGAGAAUAGAUACAAGAAGCUCUUAUGCACGGUUGAUCUGACAAAGGACUUCUUCUUCAGCUAUUCAUACCAUGUCAUGCUUAGUCUUCAAAAGAACUUGUGUAAUAAUGAACCAGGUCAGGUUCUUUAUGAGACCAUGUUUGUGUGGAAUGAGUUCCUAACGCGAGGGAUACGCAAUCACCUCCAGAAUACUUUAUGGACAGUUGCAUUGGUGUAUGGCUUCUUUAAGCAGGCCACACUUUCUGUAUCUGGAAGGGACUUCAAACUAACGCUUAUUUCAAGACGCUCCCGUCACUAUGCUGGUACCAGGUAUCUAAAACGAGGAGUAAAUGAAAAAGGCAGAGUAGCUAAUGAUGUUGAGACAGAGCAGAUUGUCUUCGAGGAUGUCCCUGAUGGGCUUCCUGCAGAAAUAACUUCUGUUGUCCAGAACCGAGGCUCAAUUCCGCUCUUUUGGUCACAAGAAACCUCACGAUUGAAUCUUAAACCAGAUAUCAUAUUGUCAAAGAAGGACAAAAAUUAUGAAGCAACCAGACUUCACUUUCAAAAUCUUGUCAAAAGAUAUGGCAACCCUAUAAUUAUUUUAAAUUUGAUUAAGACACAAGAGAAGAAGCCUCGAGAGUCAAUUCUUCGUCAAGAGUUUGCAAAUGCAAUUGAUGUUAUAAAUAAAGAUUUGUCAGAGGAGAAUCGGUUGAGGUUCCUUCACUGGGAUCUACACAAAUAUUCUCGGAGCAAAGCGACAAAUGUUUUGCUACUCUUGGGAAAAGUGGCUGCAUAUGCAUUAAUGCUAACAGGUUUCUUUUAUUGUCGGCUGACUUCAACCUUGAAACCUGAGGAGUGCAUGGCUUGGCCUUCUGUUGAGAAUAUUGAUGAUAGUGACAUGUCACACCAUAAAUAUCUCAACAAUGUUAAUGAGGAUGCGUACAGAUUGGAGGGGAACUAUUCUGGAUAUAAUAAUAUUACUAAUGGGAAUCAUUCUCUCAAGCCUCCAACAUUCCAAAGAGGUGUACUUAGGACCAAUUGUAUAGACUGUCUGGAUCGCACAAAUGUUGCACAGUAUGCAUAUGGAUUGGCUGCUCUUGGACACCAGCUUCAUGCUUUAGGGAUUAAAGAUACUCCAAAGAUAGAUCUGAAUGAUCCUUUGGCAGAUAAUUUAAUGGGUUUUUAUGAGAGAAUGGGUGACACACUUGCGCACCAAUAUGGUGGUUCUGCAGCUCACAAUAAGAUAUUCCAGGAGAGAAGGGGUCAAUGGAGAGCAGCAACCCAGUCACAAGAGUUCUUUAGAACACUUCAACGAUAUUAUAGCAAUGCAUAUAUGGAUGCAGAGAAACAAGAUGCAAUUAAUGUAUUCCUUGGGCAUUUCCAGCCCCAGCCUGGUAAACCUGCUCUUUGGGAAUUGGGUUCAGAUCAACAUUAUAGGGGAAGAAAUGGGGAAACCACUGUGGAUGAAGAUGGAAGGUCAUUUUUCAAAAGAUCAUUUUCUGAUGGAAACAUUCUUCGUCAAAGUAUAUCACCUAUGCCAGCCAUAAAAGAUAAGCAGGAGAAAUUUACCAAUUCAACUUUACCCGACCGGUCACAAGGAAGUAAUGGCCUUUCAGAGUCAUCACCUGAGAUAUCAACUUGUGAAAGUGAUAUCUCGUGUUCAAGGUAUACACCCUCUAUGCCUCGAAGACAGCUAUUUGGAGAUGUGCAAAGAGAUCGCUAUCUUGAAACUGGCCAAAUUUUCUUUUCUGAACAUGGGGAUGGAGUUAAUUGCUCUAACUUUGUUGACCUAGACUGGCUUUCAUCCUCAGGAAAUUCUUGUGAGGAUGAACCAUUUGAGAGGUCAUCACUACUUACAAGCUCUCCUGGGCUUUCAUCAGAGAAUGUUGUCAAUGGAAUAUUGGGAGAAACAACCCCAUCCACCAGUGAAUAUGGAUCGAGUAUGAAGGGAAUGCAGCAGACAGGAACGGAGGAAUUCCCCCAGAGUUUUGUGCAGUGGGUUAACUAUGGACAGAUGCUUUCCCAUUAAAGUUUUGCUCGUUUUCCUCAAGUCAGUGACAUACACAUCCAUGACUCCAGCGAGUCAAGCUGCCGCAGUGAUGCAAGGCAUUGAGUCAAAAGGAGAAGCAGAAGCAAGCAGUUGUUGUAGUAGCCCUCGUAUGUAAGAUAACCUCCCAUGCAGUCUGAUUCGGUCCAGUCCAAUCCCCCCAUGUAUGACUACUAUUCAUUCCUUGAAAAAAGAAAACCCUCAAACCAGAAACUAAUACUCCUACUAGAAAAAGAGUACAUAGUCAAGAGUUAAAAACAAAUUCUUUCGGGAGCUCAUCAUAUCCCUCUUUAAUUCAUUUUAUCGGCAAACGGACGUAAUAGGGCUUCAGUUUCAGUUCAGUUCAGUCAAUCUUGUAAAUAUUUUUCUUUUGCUUUUCGAAGAGCUCCAGUUCCGAGUUUUAAGGUCUUUGAUUCUUUAUUUCCUUUCUAAGUUCAUCCAUGGCCAAAGACAGAGAAUACAUGAUAAUGAAACCGACGUUGCAUUUAAAA
This is a messenger RNA of Gossypium arboreum, 3701 nucleotides long. RefSeq names its product phosphoinositide phosphatase SAC3-like. NCBI's taxonomy places the organism in Eukaryota, Viridiplantae, Streptophyta, Magnoliopsida, Malvales, Malvaceae. The transcript has 16 exons. The record is from RefSeq and is a predicted model, not a curated record. Gene Ontology annotation, biological process: phosphatidylinositol dephosphorylation. Gene Ontology annotation, molecular function: phosphatidylinositol-3,5-bisphosphate 5-phosphatase activity. Gene Ontology annotation, cellular component: intracellular membrane-bounded organelle. Bases 709 to 3192 code for a protein of 827 amino acids.